This is a messenger RNA of Neoarius graeffei (lesser salmon catfish), 6641 nucleotides long. Its product is annotated as acidic mammalian chitinase-like. The coding region runs from base 591 to 6341 and encodes 1916 amino acids. The record is from RefSeq and is a predicted model, not a curated record. NCBI's taxonomy places the organism in Eukaryota, Metazoa, Chordata, Actinopteri, Siluriformes, Ariidae. Gene Ontology annotation, cellular component: extracellular region. Gene Ontology annotation, biological process: carbohydrate metabolic process; chitin catabolic process. Gene Ontology annotation, molecular function: chitin binding; chitinase activity. The transcript is spliced from 48 exons.
AUAUAGAAAAUUCUAAAGGGUUCACAAACUUUCAAGCACCACUGUAUAUAGCAUUUGUCCCAGCACCCCCCGGUUGUUUUACAUUGGACUAGUCCAUGAUCUGAUGACGCUGACAGGUGCGCGACGGAAAUUCAAACCAAAGCAGUGGGAACCGUAAACAAGAUGAAGCGCAGUUAUGAGAGUGUUUGCGCUAAACGAAAAAAAAAGGGCACAAAGCAAAAAUAACGCAGCUGCACUUCUGAAACUAACUACAUUUUUCAAAUCGCCUGAGUCUGCUACAGCCUCAACCUCCGCUGUUGAGGAAUGUGUUCGUGUAGUUUGGGUUCCAUACCUCUGCAUACCACCUUUCUAUGAAGACUUUGGAGAAGUCAGCAACAAAAUUUUUUGAGACCUAAGUGCGCGGGCCCCGGUUGAUUUGACGUGGAAUGACCCACCUGCUACCACUCCUCUCCCAUCAGCCAGGGCCUUAAGAGCUGUUUGGAGCUACUCCAGGACUGGCUCUCCUGCUGCACGUGCAGCUAGGAUCCUCCUAUAUCCUGUCCUGUUACUUCACCAACUGGGGACAGUAUAGACCUGGAGUCGGAAAGUACAUGCCCACCAAUAUUGACCCAUGCCUGUGUGACCAUCUGAUUUAUGCUUUUGCUGGAAUGAACAACAAUGAAAUUACAACAUAUGAGUGGGAUGAUGUGAAGCUUUAUGGAGAGUUCCAGGCCUUGAAGAACCAGAACAGCAACCUGAAGACCCUUCUGGCUAUCGGUGGCUGGAACUUUGGCACUGCCAAGUUCUCUGCUAUGGUGGCCACCUCUGCUACCCGUCAGACUUUCAUCAGCUCUGUGAUUAAGUUCCUGAGGCAGUAUGAGUUUGAUGGUCUGGACAUUGACUGGGAGUAUCCUGGUUCCCGUGGUAGCCCUUCUCAGGACAAACAACUCUUCACCACCUUGGUUCAGGAAAUGAUGGCUGCCUUUGUGGCUGAGGGCAAACAGACCAACCGUCCUCGUCUUUUGUUGACUGCUGCAGUCUCUGCUGGCAAAGCUACCAUCGACUCUGGAUACCAGAUCACUCAGAUUGGCCAGGUCCUGGACUACUUCCAUGUCAUGACCUAUGAUUUCUAUGGGUCUUGGGAGCACCAGACUGGUGAGAACAGCCCUCUGUAUGCUGGACCAUCUGACCAGGGAUCUUACUUGAAUGUGAACUAUGCUAUGAACUACUGGAAGAGCAAUGGUGCUCCUGCUGAGAAGCUUCUUGUUGGAUUCCCCACCUAUGGACACACCUUCAAGCUGGCUAGCUCUGCCAACACUGGUGUGGGAGCUCCCACUGCUGGACCUGGACCUGCUGGACCUUACACCAGACAAGCUGGAUUCUGGGCUUACUAUGAGAUCUGUAACUUCCUGUCUCAAGGAGCCACUCAGGCUUGGGAUACCCCUCAGGAUGUGCCAUAUGCCUACAACAGUCAGAAUGUUUGGGUUGGCUAUGACAACAUCAAGAGCUUCCAGAUCAAGCUUAACUGGUUGAAGGAAAACAACUUUGGAGGUGCGAUGGUGUGGUCUCUGGACCUGGAUGACUUCACUGGCACCUUCUGCAAACAGGGCAAAUACCCUUUGAUCAACACCAUCAAGAGUGGCCUGGGAACUGGCCAGAGACUGGCUCUCCUGCUGCACGUGCAGCUAGGAUCCUCCUAUAUCCUGUCCUGUUACUUCACCAACUGGGGACAGUAUAGACCUGGAGUCGGAAAGUACAUGCCCACCAAUAUUGACCCAUGCCUGUGUGACCAUCUGAUUUAUGCUUUUGCUGGAAUGAACAACAAUGAAAUUACAACAUAUGAGUGGGAUGAUGUGAAGCUUUAUGGAGAGUUCCAGGCCUUGAAGAACCAGAACAGCAACCUGAAGACCCUUCUGGCUAUCGGUGGCUGGAACUUCGGCACUGCCAAGUUCUCUGCUAUGGUGGCCACCUCUGCUACCCGUCAGACUUUCAUCAGCUCUGUGAUUAAGUUCCUGAGGCAGUAUGAGUUUGAUGGUCUGGACAUUGACUGGGAGUAUCCUGGUUCCCGUGGUAGCCCUUCUCAGGACAAACAACUCUUCACCACCUUGGUUCAGGAAAUGAUGGCUGCCUUUGUGGCUGAGGGCAAACAGACCAACCGUCCUCGUCUUUUGUUGACUGCUGCAGUCUCUGCUGGCAAAGCUACCAUCGACUCUGGAUACCAGAUCACUCAGAUUGGCCAGGUCCUGGACUACUUCCAUGUCAUGACCUAUGAUUUCUAUGGGUCUUGGGAGCACCAGACUGGUGAGAACAGCCCUCUGUAUGCUGGACCAUCUGACCAGGGAUCUUACUUGAAUGUGAACUAUGCUAUGAACUACUGGAAGAGCAAUGGUGCUCCUGCUGAGAAGCUUCUUGUUGGAUUCCCCACCUAUGGACACACCUUCAAGCUGGCUAGCUCUGCCAACACUGGUGUGGGAGCUCCCACUGCUGGACCUGGACCUGCUGGACCUUACACCAGACAAGCUGGAUUCUGGGCUUACUAUGAGAUCUGUAACUUCCUGUCUCAAGGAGCCACUCAGGCUUGGGAUACCCCUCAGGAUGUGCCAUAUGCCUACAACAGUCAGAAUGUUUGGGUUGGCUAUGACAACAUCAAGAGCUUCCAGAUCAAGCUUAACUGGUUGAAGGAAAACAACUUUGGAGGUGCGAUGGUGUGGUCUCUGGACCUGGAUGACUUCACUGGCACCUUCUGCAAACAGGGCAAAUACCCUUUGAUCAACACCAUCAAGAGUGGCCUGGGAACUGGCCAGAGACUGGCUCUCCUGCUGCACGUGCAGCUAGGAUCCUCCUAUAUCCUGUCCUGUUACUUCACCAACUGGGGACAGUAUAGACCUGGAGUUGGAAAGUACAUGCCCACCAAUAUUGACCCAUGCCUGUGUGACCAUCUGAUUUACGCUUUUGCUGGAAUGAACAACAAUGAAAUUACAACAUAUGAGUGGGAUGAUGUGAAGCUUUAUGGAGAGUUCCAGGCCUUGAAGAACCAGAACAGCAACCUGAAGACCCUUCUGGCUAUCGGUGGCUGGAACUUCGGCACUGCCAAGUUCUCUGCUAUGGUGGCCACCUCUGCUACCCGUCAGACUUUCAUCAGCUCUGUGAUUAAGUUCCUGAGGCAGUAUGAGUUUGAUGGUCUGGACAUUGACUGGGAGUAUCCUGGUUCCCGUGGUAGCCCUUCUCAGGACAAACAACUCUUCACCACCUUGGUUCAGGAAAUGAUGGCUGCCUUUGUAGCUGAGGGCAAACAGACCAACCGUCCUCGUCUUUUGUUGACUGCUGCAGUCUCUGCUGGCAAAGCUACCAUCGACUCUGGAUACCAGAUCGCUCAGAUUGGCCAGGUCCUGGACUACUUCCAUGUCAUGACCUAUGAUUUCUAUGGGUCUUGGGAGCACCAGACUGGUGAGAACAGCCCUCUGUAUGCUGGACCAUCUGACCAGGGAUCUUACUUGAAUGUGAACUAUGCUAUGAACUACUGGAAGAGCAAUGGUGCUCCUGCUGAGAAGCUUCUUGUUGGAUUCCCCACCUAUGGACACACCUUCAAGCUGGCUAGCUCUGCCAACACUGGUGUGGGAGCUCCCACUGCUGGACCUGGACCUGCUGGACCUUACACCAGACAAGCUGGAUUCUGGGCUUACUAUGAGAUCUGUAACUUCCUGUCUCAAGGAGCCACUCAGGCUUGGGAUACCCCUCAGGAUGUGCCAUAUGCCUACAACAGUCAGAAUGUUUGGGUUGGCUAUGACAACAUCAAGAGCUUCCAGAUCAAGCUUAACUGGUUGAAGGAAAACAACUUUGGAGGUGCGAUGGUGUGGUCUCUGGACCUGGAUGACUUCACUGGCACCUUCUGCAAACAGGGCAAAUACCCUUUGAUCAACACCAUCAAGAGUGGCCUGGGAACUGGCCAGAGACUGGCUCUCCUGCUGCACGUGCAGCUAGGAUCCUCCUAUAUCCUGUCCUGUUACUUCACCAACUGGGGACAGUAUAGACCUGGAGUCGGAAAGUACAUGCCCACCAAUAUUGACCCAUGCCUGUGUGACCAUCUGAUUUACGCUUUUGCUGGAAUGAACAACAAUGAAAUUACAACAUAUGAGUGGGAUGAUGUGAAGCUUUAUGGAGAGUUCCAGGCCUUGAAGAACCAGAACAGCAACCUGAAGACCCUUCUGGCUAUCGGUGGCUGGAACUUCGGCACUGCCAAGUUCUCUGCUAUGGUGGCCACCUCUGCUACCCGUCAGACUUUCAUCAGCUCUGUGAUUAAGUUCCUGAGGCAGUAUGAGUUUGAUGGUCUGGACAUUGACUGGGAGUAUCCUGGUUCCCGUGGUAGCCCUUCUCAGGACAAACAACUCUUCACCACCUUGGUUCAGGAAAUGAUGGCUGCCUUUGUAGCUGAGGGCAAACAGACCAACCGUCCUCGUCUUUUGUUGACUGCUGCAGUCUCUGCUGGCAAAGCUACCAUCGACUCUGGAUACCAGAUCGCUCAGAUUGGCCAGGUCCUGGACUACUUCCAUGUCAUGACCUAUGAUUUCUAUGGGUCUUGGGAGCACCAGACUGGUGAGAACAGCCCUCUGUAUGCUGGACCAUCUGACCAGGGAUCUUACUUGAAUGUGAACUAUGCUAUGAACUACUGGAAGAGCAAUGGUGCUCCUGCUGAGAAGCUUCUUGUUGGAUUCCCCACCUAUGGACACACCUUCAAGCUGGCUAGCUCUGCCAACACUGGUGUGGGAGCUCCCACUGCUGGACCUGGACCUGCUGGACCUUACACCAGACAAGCUGGAUUCUGGGCUUACUAUGAGAUCUGUAACUUCCUGUCUCAAGGAGCCACUCAGGCUUGGGAUACCCCUCAGGAUGUGCCAUAUGCCUACAACAGUCAGAAUGUUUGGGUUGGCUAUGACAACAUCAAGAGCUUCCAGAUCAAGCUUAACUGGUUGAAGGAAAACAACUUUGGAGGUGCGAUGGUGUGGUCUCUGGACCUGGAUGACUUCACUGGCACCUUCUGCAAACAGGGCAAAUACCCUUUGAUCAACACCAUCAAGAGUGGCCUGGGAACUGGCCAGAGACUGGCUCUCCUGCUGCACGUGCAGCUAGGAUCCUCCUAUAUCCUGUCCUGUUACUUCACCAACUGGGGACAGUAUAGACCUGGAGUCGGAAAGUACAUGCCCACCAAUAUUGACCCAUGCCUGUGUGACCAUCUGAUUUACGCUUUUGCUGGAAUGAACAACAAUGAAAUUGCAACAUAUGAGUGGGAUGAUGUGAAGCUUUAUGGAGAGUUCCAGGCCUUGAAGAACCAGAACAGCAACCUGAAGACCCUUCUGGCUAUCGGUGGCUGGAACUUCGGCACUGCCAAGUUCUCUGCUAUGGUGGCCACCUCUGCUACCCGUCAGACUUUCAUCAGCUCUGUGAUUAAGUUCCUGAGGCAGUAUGAGUUUGAUGGUCUGGACAUUGACUGGGAGUAUCCUGGUUCCCGUGGUAGCCCUUCUCAGGACAAACAACUCUUCACCACCUUGGUUCAGGAAAUGAUGGCUGCCUUUGUGGCUGAGGGCAAACAGACCAACCGUCCUCGUCUUUUGUUGACUGCUGCAGUCUCUGCUGGCAAAGCUACCAUCGACUCUGGAUACCAGAUCACUCAGAUUGGCCAGGUCCUGGACUACUUCCAUGUCAUGACCUAUGAUUUCUAUGGGUCUUGGGAGCACCAGACUGGUGAGAACAGCCCUCUGUAUGCUGGACCAUCUGACCAGGGAUCUUACUUGAAUGUGAACUAUGCUAUGAACUAUUGGAAGAGCAAUGGUGCUCCUGCUGAGAAGCUUCUUGUUGGAUUCCCCACCUAUGGACACACCUUCAAGCUGGCUAGCUCUGCCAACACUGGUGUGGGAGCUCCCACUGCUGGACCUGGACCUGCUGGACCUUACACCAGACAAGCUGGAUUCUGGGCUUACUAUGAGAUCUGUAACUUCCUGUCUCAAGGAGCCACUCAGGCUUGGGAUACCCCUCAGGAUGUGCCAUAUGCCUACAACAGUCAGAAUGUUUGGGUUGGCUAUGACAACAUCAAGAGCUUCCAGAUCAAGCUUAACUGGUUGAAGGAAAACAACUUUGGAGGUGCGAUGGUGUGGUCUCUGGACCUGGAUGACUUCACUGGCGCCUUCUGCAAACAGGGCAAAUACCCUUUGAUCAACACCAUCAAGAGUGGCCUGGGAAUUGGCCAGAGUUGCUCAGCUUCUUCCUACUCUGCUGCUAACCAGGACCUUGAGAGCUGCGUUUGCUCUUGCAGCUACUACUACUAUGACAGCUGCUCUUGCUCUUGCGGCUAUGGGUACUACUAUUAAAUCCAAGUCUAUAAAUCUGAAUCCCCAUAAGCUGCUCUUGUCCUGAUUGGUCUGAUUGCUUUUUAGUCAUGUUAAUCUAUAUUCUGAAACAAAGAUAAGCCAGCAAACUUACAUUGUAUGUGUGGUUUCAUCUGCUGAGUCAGGGAAAAAAUGUCCAUAUCUCAAGCUGCUAUAAGUCAGCCUGAAAAGCUGGUUAGCUAUCUGCUUCAGAGCUGCACACAGCAGGCCUGAAUGAGCUGCAAGCUCAGACAAUAACAAAGAUGCAUGUUUCCACUUCAACAAGACCUUGUGUUGUAGCUA